Messenger RNA from Trifolium pratense (red clover), 1816 nucleotides. Its product is annotated as actin-related protein 8-like. The record is from RefSeq and is a predicted model, not a curated record. NCBI's taxonomy places the organism in Eukaryota, Viridiplantae, Streptophyta, Magnoliopsida, Fabales, Fabaceae. Gene Ontology annotation, molecular function: protein binding. Bases 144 to 1571 code for a protein of 475 amino acids. The transcript has 12 exons.
UACCCGCGUUUUCAUCACGUGACAUAACCAACUACUCUUCACCCUCUCUCUCUCUCUCUCUCUCUCUCUCUCAUUUCUCUCUCAUUUCUCGUUGUUAUGUUGUUCCAACGUUUUCCAAAUCAAGCUCAAAGCAAACAUUAAAGAUGUCUAUGUUACUAAGAAAAGUGUUGGAAAUGUUGUUAAGACGCGAUCCAACAACAUGUUCAGAUCAACAAGUGUUGUUUCCUCGUGGUGAUUUGGGUGAAUUGGAUCAAUUACCAACUGACAUCUUAUUUCAAAUUUUGAGACUUUUGGGUCCCAAAGAAGUUGCAAAACUUAGUGUCAUUUGCAAGUCUUUGAGAUUCUUUGUAUCGGAUAAUCGCUUAUGGCUUCACUUUCUUCAAACUCAUCAAUCUGAUCCAUCUUGGGAUUCUGUGUUUUUUGCUGAAACUAAUUUGACUUUUGGUUACCCUCUUCCAUCCCUUGUUGGCCAGAGGCCUCAGUUGUCAUUCAAACAUAUUUAUGGCGAAAGAGCACAGGUUCCUGGUGCUAUUAUCAUUGAUGGUGGUUCUGGCUAUUGCAAAUUUGGUUGGAGCAAAUAUGCUUGUCCAUCGGGGCGAUCUGCAACAUUUUUGGUACGAUCCACAACAUAUUUGGAAUUUGGCAACAUUGAGUCGCCAAUGUACACUAGACUUCGACAUUUUUUCGCGACAAUUUAUAACAGGAUGCAAGUGAAACCAAAUAAACAACCUGUUAUUGUUUCUAUACCAAUAUGCCAUUAUGAAGAUACUGAAUCAGCUAGAGCAUCGAGACGACAACUUAAAGACGCGAUUUGUGCAUCCCUGUUUGACUUGAAUGUUCCUGCUGUUUGUGCCGUCAACCAGGCGACUCUAGCUCUGUAUGCUGCAAAACGAACUUCUGGAAUAGCUGUUAAUAUAGGUUUUCAAGUCACAUCAGUAGUACCAAUUUUUAACGGUAAAGUAAUGCGCAAGAUCGGUGUGGAAGUUGUGGGACUGGGAGCACUGAAAGUUACAGGAUUUCUUAAGGAGAAGAUGCAACAGAACAACCUAAAUUUUCAAUCAUUGUACACUGUACGCGCUUUGAAAGAGAAUCUAUGCUAUGUUGCUCUUGAUUAUGAAGCCGAGCUAUUAAAACAAAACACACAAGCAUCAUUUCAAGCUGAAGUAGAUGGAUGGUUUACACUUUCAAAAGAGCGGUUUCAGACAGCAGAGGUUUUAUUCAAGCCACAUCUUGCUGGAAUGCAAGCCAUGGGUUUGCACCAGGCCAUAGCUCUUUGUAUGGAGCAUUGCCAUUCUGCAGAAUUGCCAGGCGACAAUGAUUGGUACAAGACUGUAGUUUUAUCUGGGGGAACUGCAUGUUUGCCAGGUUUGGCAGAAAGAUUAGAGAAGGAACUCCAUGCUUUACUUCCUCCAUACAUGUCCAAUGGAAUUAGAGUCAUGCCUCCUCCAUACGGUGCCGAUACUCAAUGGUUCGGAGCAAAGAUGAUUGGCAAUUUGAGCACAUUUCCUGGUCCGUGGUGUGUGGAGAAAAAGAAUUUCCGCCAGAAGCCUAGGCUCAGCCUCAUAUGGUGAUUAUUUUGUUCUAAAAUAUAUAUAUAUUUCCACAAUAAUGUAAAUUACUCUCCACCCUCCAAGUUAAGGAGGGGAAGAGCAAUAGGACCCAAAUAUUUCUACAUUUUUUGUAUACUUAUAAAUAAUAUGAUUCCUAUGGUGAUUAGAAGCAUAUAAUAAACAUUGGGAUUGUCAAGAAUAAUGUAAAAAGUUAUGUUUGUCUUAUAUAUGUAACGUAAUGUAACAAGUGUGGAGAAUUUUGUUUA